AUGGCUGAUCCUGCCCAGAAUUCAACCAAUUCCAUCGGAAAUCUUCCAAAUGCACCACCAGUAACACCUGAAUUUGCACAAGCCAAGUCAAUUCUCCCUUCUUUGAGCAUAGAGGAAUUGCAGCAGUUAAGAGAACAUGCACAGUCUGAAAUUGAUCAUCGGAUUCAAGAGAAAACUCGUCAGAGAGAGGCAGAAGAGGCUGAUGAGGGAAAGGCUGAAAAGCAGGCCAAGACCCCAAAGUUUGGCAGUUCAACAGAAAGUGAUUCCGAGGCCUCAGAAGGGUAUGAGUAUGAAGUGGAGGAAGUGGAUACCAGUGACCUAGAUUCGGAUUCCGCGGAGGACAAGCAAAUGAUGAAUUCUUAUCAUGAUGAAAAGGCAAGAAGGCGAUUUGAAUAUGAACUUACCAAUCCCAAGAUUUUUGCUCGCACCAUGAGUGAGGGUGAACCUGUUGCAGUGAAGGUGAGCCGUCGAAUCGCUGAUCUCGAUGAUGAGUCAAGUGAGGAAGAAAGAGAAGAAGGGUAUGAGGAUAGUGAUGAUGAAUCAUCAUCCAGUGGGACUUCUCCUGCACCAUAUGGUAGCAAGGACUAUGGUGAAGAGGGUCUGGAUACUGAUGAGGAUGAACGAUGUGCAAGGAAGAAGAGAGAAAGGCUAGAGAGAUAUGAACGUCGUUGGAUUAAGACAAGAUGUGCAAGGAAGAAGAGAAAAAGGCUAGAGAGAUAUGAACGUCGUUGGAUUAAGACAAGAAGUGCCACAGAAAGUGAAAGUGAUGAGGAAGGUGGAGAAGCAGUAAAACUUGAUGAGGAUGAUAGCAGCAGUGAGGGAUCUAAUGAUCCAGAAAAAGAGGCUAGAGAGAGACAAAGGCAGGAGAGAGAUGAUGCAGAAAUGCAUCUACUCUAUUUGGCAGAGAAAUCUCAACCCAGGAUAUUUUCUCGUACCAUGUCUGAACCCCUGAAUGUGGAUUCAGACGAUGAGGACAUACCAGGGAUGGAUGUAGAUGGAAAUCUUAUUGAAGCAGAGGUUCAGCAAGAAGAAAAUGAAGGAUCAUAA
Papaver somniferum (opium poppy) is the source of this 1047-nucleotide messenger RNA. Its product is annotated as nucleolin 2-like. The coding region runs from base 1 to 1047 and encodes 348 amino acids. The transcript is spliced from 3 exons. Lineage: Eukaryota; Viridiplantae; Streptophyta; Magnoliopsida; Ranunculales; Papaveraceae. The record is from RefSeq and is a predicted model, not a curated record.